Messenger RNA from Olea europaea var. sylvestris, 1131 nucleotides. RefSeq names its product regulation of nuclear pre-mRNA domain-containing protein 1A-like. The annotation marks the transcript as partial. The transcript is spliced from 6 exons. Gene Ontology annotation, molecular function: RNA polymerase II complex binding. The record is from RefSeq and is a predicted model, not a curated record. Gene Ontology annotation, cellular component: RNA polymerase II, holoenzyme. Lineage: Eukaryota; Viridiplantae; Streptophyta; Magnoliopsida; Lamiales; Oleaceae. Gene Ontology annotation, biological process: mRNA 3'-end processing.
CUCUAUCUCUCUGGUGCAUAUCUCACCGCAAAAAGGCCAAGCAAGUUGUUGAAACUUGGGAGAAACUAUUUAAAUCAGCACAAAGGGAGCAACAAAUUUCCUUUUUAUAUUUAGCAAAUGACAUCCUGCAAAAUAGCCGGCGCAAGGGCUGUGAAUUUGUAAAUGAAUUCUGGAAGAUCCUUCCAUCGGCUCUGAAGAGUGUUUACAAUCUUGGCCAUGAAAACUGCAGGAAGGUUGCUUCGAGACUGGUUAAUAUAUGGGAAGAAAGAAAAGUUUUUGGAUCAAGGGGUCAAAAUCUUAAAAAUGAAAUAUUGGGCAAGAUGACUCCUGUCACUGUCAGCAAUGGAAAGAAUUCAAAUCCUAUCAAGGUUGUGAAGAGAGAUGGCAAAUCAUUAAGAAUUAAACUAGCUGUUGGGGGUAUUCCGGAAAAAAUCUUAACUGCAUUCAAGCUGGUACAUGAUGAAGAUGUCAAUGAAGAAGCAGCCUUAAACCAGUUUAGAAGUGCAGUUCCUCACGUUCAAGAGAUUGAGAAAGAUGUUGAAAAUAUUUCUUCUCAAGGAAAUCUGCAGGGUUCUGAUUUGGUGGACAAGAUACAGGAACAGGAGAACACAGUUCUACAGUGUGUUAGACAACUUGAAAAUGCUGAAGCAAUCAGAGUUGCAUUGGUUUCCCAGCUUAAAGAAGCACUUGAGGAUCAAGAAUCAAAACUGAUGCUGAUACAGAGUGAGCUACAUAUAUUUCAACUUAAGGUAACAAUUUUAACUUAAUUUAGUUGCUGAUAUUAGCACAAGCGAUCUCAAGUCAGGUGCUAGGAUGCCUAACUUGUGCGUAUAUCUGGGAACUAAGCUCAAAUAGUUUUUUUGGUGAUUCCGAAGUGAGUGACCUACCAAAUUCAAGUACUAAAAACUGUGGGUGCACUACCUCAUUCGGGAAACUUCCGUUAAUCUUUGUGUUGUUUAUCAGGCAACAUUAAUAGUUGACGUUGUUCAUGGUCUUCCUCGAUAUCUUCCAAGUAUAUAUUUUGUCAUAUCGUAUAUUGUGAAGUUUUUACUUCGUUCAUAGUUGCAUUAACUUGUUGGAGAACAAUCUUAUGUUUCACAAGUUUCUGCUGUUGACAAUUUAUUUGAGAUG